Molecule: messenger RNA, 1466 nt
Organism: Microdochium trichocladiopsis
Lineage: Eukaryota; Fungi; Ascomycota; Sordariomycetes; Xylariales; Microdochiaceae
Product: phosphoesterase-like protein
Exons: 2
Coding region: 83-1375 (430 amino acids)
Biological process (GO): phospholipid catabolic process
Molecular function (GO): hydrolase activity, acting on ester bonds
Source: RefSeq, a predicted model, not a curated record
GGUCCGGCCAGCCAGCUCCUGCUGUCCAGCACAGUCUCUCACUUGUUGCUACUCUCCUCUCUGCACCGGCACCUCGAGCAUCAUGUUCUUCAAGACUCUUGCCGUUGCGGCCUUGGCCGGCGUUGCUGCCGCCAAGCCUUGUUCAACCAAGCCCACAGCCGCCUCUGCAUCGCCCACCAGACAGUGGGAGACGGCUUACACGGCCACUGCUGCUUCCGAUGUAGCUGCUGCCAAGGCCACGGCAAAGACGAACAGCCCUACUAGCCAUGUCAAGGGCAAGGUGUUUGACCGCUACGUGAGCAUCUGGUUCGAAAACACGAACUUUGAGAAGGCCAAGGCAGACCCCAACUUCAACUUCUUUGCCCAGCAGGGCAUCCUGCUCGACCACUUCUUUGGUGUCACCCACCCUUCGGAGCCCAACUACAUUGCGUCGGUGGCGGGCGACUACUUUGGCAUGAACAACGACGACUUCUGGCGGGGCGACUUCAACGUCUCGACCGUGUUCGACCUGCUGGACCACAAGAAAAUAUCGUGGAGCCUUUACCAAGAGGACAUGCCGUUCUCGGGUUUUGAGGGCAAGGCCUGGGUGAACCAGAAGAACGGGGCCAACGACUACGUGCGCAAGCACAACCCGGCCGUCAUCUUCGACAAGGUCGCCCACUACGAGGACAAGCUGGCCCAGAUCAAGAACCUGUCCCUGACGGACCCGGCGCACUCGCAGUUCCAUGCGGACCUUGCUGCCGACAAGCUCCCCCAGUGGAUGUUCAUCACGCCGAACAUGACGUCGGACGCGCAUGACACGGACGUCACCACGGCGGGCAGCUGGCUCCGGACGUUCCUGGGCCCGCUGCUGAGCGACCCCAAGUUUAUGCAGAACACGCUCGUGCUCAUCACCUUUGACGAGAACGAGGUCUACGCGGACCGCAACCAGAUCUUCUCGGUGCUGCUGGGCGACGCGGUGCCCGCCGAGCUGCACGGCACCACCGACUCGCACUACUACAACCACUACUCGGAGCUCGCGACCGUCCAGGCCAACUGGGACCUGCCGACGCUGGGCCGCUGGGACGUCGGGGCCAACGUGUACUCGUACGUUGCGGCCAAGACGGGCUCGCAGGUGCGCGCGUGGGCCAGCGAGGCCGAGUUCAACGGGCACUACUGGAACGCAUCGUACGCCGGGGUCUUCUACGAUGGCGGCAAGGGCAACACCGAGUACCCGGCGCCCAACCUGGAGCUUGACGGGUUCCGGGGCCGGCCCAUCCUGGAGGAGGUCAAGAAGACGUGGAAGGACAGCAAGAACCCGACGUACUACACGGGUGCGCUGGAGCUGCCGGACGGGAUGAACCCGCCCAAGGGGUAUGCGCCAAUCAAGGCCUAGGCGAUGAGAUUGAUGGGGUCCUAGUCAGGGAGUUGCUUGCAUCACUUUUCUGCAUUUGUGUAUAUUUCGGGGAUCAGACUUUCUCGGAGGG